Molecule: messenger RNA, 1101 nt
Organism: Spathaspora passalidarum NRRL Y-27907
Lineage: Eukaryota; Fungi; Ascomycota; Pichiomycetes; Serinales; Debaryomycetaceae
Exons: 1
Coding region: 19-1062 (347 amino acids)
Molecular function (GO): oxidoreductase activity, acting on the CH-OH group of donors, NAD or NADP as acceptor
Source: RefSeq, a predicted model, not a curated record
ACAGUACAACAAAUCAAGAUGUCUGCUACUGCUUCUACCACAGCUAACACUGCUGCUACCGGGACUAAUGCUACCGUGUUUGUCGCCGGAGCCACUGGUUUCAUCGGAAAACAUGUUGUUAAGCAAUUGCUCGAACAAAACUACUAUGUCGUUGGGUCCGUUCGUAGUAAAGAAAAAGGUGAUGCUCUUACGGUUUUGCUUGCUAAUCCAAAUUUUAACUACGAAAUUGUUGAAGAGAUUGAGGAGAAAGGCGCCUUUGACUUGGCCUUGAAGAAGUUUCCAAAUGUCUCUGUGUUUAUUGAUGCUGCUACACCAUUACCAAUUGGAGUCAAUUAUGAUAAACAGUUGAUUAAGCGUUCAUCCAAAGGAAUUGAACAUAUUCUCCACUCUAUUAAAGAAUAUGGUGUUAACGUUAGGAGAGUUGUAAUGACAAGUUCAAUUGCUGCUUGUAUGAAUUUCGAACAAGCUAACAACCCUGCGUAUGUAGUCGACCCCACGAAAUGGAAUCCCGAUAGCCACCAUGCAGGUAAGGAUACUCCUGUUACUGCGUACUUUUAUGCCAAAGCUGCUGCUGAAAAGGCAGCUUGGGAUUUUGUGCAAAAGAAGAAGUGCAACUUUACUCUUACCACGAUUCUUCCAGGUUACACAUUUGGACCCCACGCAUUUGAUACUAAUGUUUCGGAUGUUCUCAACACUUCAACUGAGAUUAUUAACAAAAUAGCUGGCUUGCUGCCAAAUGAUUAUAUCCCUAACUUUGGAGGAUUAUUUGUUGAUGUCAGAGAUGUUGCUCGUGCACAUAUCCUUGCAUUCGAGAAACCUCCUGCUGCUGAAAAGCGGUUAAUUUUAGUUUCCGAGGAAUUCUCAGCACAAACAAUUGUGAAUAUUUUACACAAAUUCUACCCUGCGUUGCAAUUGCCUGUUGGUGAACCCAAUAAGCCACUUCUUGGGCUUAAGUUCAAUAAUGAGGAAACCCGCAAGAUAUUAGCUUUUGAAUUGGUUCCAUUGGAAACCAGUAUUAAAGAUACCUUUGACCAAAUCUUCAGAGCCAGAGGUAUUCUCUAAAUAGCCUAUGUAUGACUUUUAUGCGUAAUAAACAAAAAA